AUGUCUGGUCCAGUUUCAUUUCUUGCCUCUUCGAUUGGUACUACUGAAGAUGCCAUAAGACUUUUGUUGUCCUUGUUGGCAGGAUAUCCCUUAUCAUUUAUGUACAGAGCUUAUUUAUAUCAUCAACCAAAUAUAUAUAAACAUCUUUAUUUUAUUGUUAUUGGUCUAUGUUUAGCAGUAUUCAAUUUUGGUUUUGAUGUAUAUCAUUCAUUUUUGAAUAUAGUUUUAAUAUAUGUUGUAUUAUUAGUUACUCCUGGUACUAAAUUAUCUGUAGGACUAGCUUUCUUUAUUAAUACUCUAUAUCUGACACUAGGUUAUAUAGCACAUUCUACUGAUACAUAUGAUUUUAAAUGGACUAUGCCACAAUGUGUUUUAACUUUAAGAUUAACAGGUGUUGUGUUUGAUGUCUAUGAUGGACGUAAAAAGAGUGAGUUAUCAGCUGAGCAGAAAGAAACUGCUUUAACUAAAGUUCCCAGUUUAGUAGAAUUAUUAAGUUUAUGUUACUGUUUUGGUGGUUUUAUGAUUGGACCACAGUUUUCUAUGAAGAGAUAUUUAGAUUUUAUCAAUGGUGCCUUUUCUCAUCCAAAGACUGGUCAAGCACCAGAUAGUAUCCAGCCAGGAUUAAAGAGGUUUUGUUUAGGUACAUUAUAUAUAGCUAUAUAUCAGAUAUUAGGAAUGUUUGUAUCAGAUGAUUUUCUUCUAUCAGAAUCUUUUCAGAAUCUAGGAUUUUUAUAUAAAUGUGGGUACAUUACUGUAUGGGGUAAAAAUUUAUUAAAUAAAUACAUUGGAUCUUGGUUACUAGUUGAAGGCAGUAUAACUAUUCUAGGUUUAAGUUAUAAUGGUAAAGAUAAGAAUGGUAAUGAUCUAUGGAAUGGUUGUGCUAAUGUUAGAACACCAGAAUUUGAAUAUGCUAAUACAUUCCGUGAUUUAAUACAUUGUUUUAAUUACAAUACAAAUCAGUGGAUGGCCAAAUAUAUUUUUAAAAGAUUACGGUUUUUAGGAAAUAAAUUAAUUUCACAAGGUGUCACAUUAGCUUAUUUAGCUUUCUGGCAUGGUCUACAUUCUGGUUAUUAUAAUUGUUUUCUACUAGAAUUUCUAAUGACUAAUAUGGAAAGUCAGCUUGUAAGCUUAAUAUUAAAGAUAGAAAUAGUGAAAACAUUCCAAUCUAAAGACUAUAUGAAACCAGUGUUAUGGAUAUUAAGGAAAAUUCUUAUUACAUUAUCCAUGGGUUAUGCCUUAGUUAGUUUUGGUCUUCUUAUUACAAGCAAAUAUUACCAGAUAUAUGCAGGAAUGUAUUUUAGUUUACAUAUAGUAUUUAUUUUCUGGCCAGCCGUAUAUUUUAUACUUACUACAUAUGUUAUACCAAGGAAAAAAAAAUAUGUCGUGGUACCAACCAACGAUGUAACCACCACUUUACAAGAUACUCCAAGGUUUGUCUAA
Messenger RNA from Lottia gigantea (owl limpet), 1440 nucleotides. RefSeq lists its product as hypothetical. NCBI's taxonomy places the organism in Eukaryota, Metazoa, Mollusca, Gastropoda, Lottiidae. Gene Ontology annotation, cellular component: membrane. The record is from RefSeq and is a predicted model, not a curated record. The coding region runs from base 1 to 1440 and encodes 479 amino acids. Gene Ontology annotation, biological process: phosphatidylcholine biosynthetic process; lipid modification. The transcript is spliced from 12 exons. Gene Ontology annotation, molecular function: lysophospholipid acyltransferase activity; 1-acylglycerophosphocholine O-acyltransferase activity.